CCGAAGUAGAACAAAACCGGAAACAAAUUUGAACAUCGCGCUUUCCCAGGAGUCUGCGCGGUAAGAAUGAGCCAAUCACAGCGACCCAAACAGGAAGUGAGAGGGAAGAGACGGCGAGAGGAGAGAGAGAAGGGAAGAGAUAAACACAAAUAAUAAUACAAUAAAACCAACUAUUAAACUGUUAAUCAUAAACAGGACAAUAUAAGGUUUUACUAAAUAAAAGUAUCGUUAUUUUUAAUGUAUACAGCGUUCAUUAAACCAACAAGACACCUUAAUAAAUUUAAAUACUAUUGGUUCUGUUGCAUUUCAUACAUCAUCAACAAUAUCUUAUCUGACACAUGUUUGUCUCUAAACCAAGUCAAGAAAAAUUCAAUUACUGAUAUUUACAUUACCGUAAAAAAUAAAUAAAUAAGACGUUGUUGAAUGUUUGGAAUAUAAAAGCCAUGUGACCCAGGCACCAUCUUGGGAUGUUGGAUUUUGAUGCUUCAGGGAGAAAGUCAAGCUUGAAACGCAUUGCAACCUGAGUAGCUGCCAGUCCAAGCCUUGUUUUUCCUUUUUGCAUCUUCGUGGCUGCAAUUUUGCACAUAGUUCAGAUUAUCAACGAAGAAUGAGUGAAUUUAUAGUAUUGAUCAGCAGAUUUAUUGUUAAUAAACACAAAAAGACAAGUGUUUUAUGGCAGAACAGCUGAUCCCCACAAGACAGACGUUAUAUUUUAGAAUUAAGACUUGGUUUUGGGUUGGGUAAGGAUGAGGUUUAUGUUAGGGCUCAGGUAAGUGUGGUUAGGUGCCUCGUGGUUAUGGUUAAGGUCUGGGUAAGCCACCGGAGAAUGAAUGGAAAGUCAAUGCAACGUCCUCCUUAGUGACAAAAAGAAGCGUGUGUAUUUGUAUUGGUGUGUGUGUGUGCACGGCUCACUAGCUGCCAGUUUCACAAGCAUCCACCAAAACCGUUCCCCUCCCUGUUACCAUGGAAACUGUGCCCUUUCCUUUUUUUCUCCCCAUGUGCAGUGAUUUCCAUUUGUCUUUUCUUUCUCUUCUUUUUUUGUGUGCAUACCUUUCCUCCAUAUUUACCAGUUCCAGCCUCCCACCUGCCCUCACCUUUGCACCUGUGUGUGCAUGUGCUCGUGCAUAUUAUGCACAGGUAUGUUUUGUCAGUACCUGUGUACUGAAUGGAGGACUGCUCAAUAGCACAUACACUGCCUCGCAUACAGUAUGAUGACCACAUCAACAGCCAAUGGGAUCUACGGUAGCUGCUGGUGGGCUCCGACCAAUGGGAGAAACUCGCAGAUGAUGUGUGAGCAGAAGGGAUGCAGCGCCAUGGAAACUGCAGAGGGGGCCAUAAGAGUACAGCGCACUCUAGUGGCACCAGAUGUCUUUGUUUAUCCCCGUCUGCAUGGUUGAGUUCACCUUUCUGCUCCAAAGAACUUCUACUGCCUUUAGUUCUCCUGAUUAUGUCUUAAAAUGUACUGCACUUCAUUAGAGGAUCUCCCAAAAUGGAGCAGAGGGAGGUGUAUGCUUCCUUUCAUCACCUCCAGGGGGCGUCACCGACACAUCUCAUUGUCAGGGCUUGGUCUUACCACACCUGAGAAAAAUUCCACCUGCGUCCCCUGCACCUGCCACCUGCACCAGAGGAACUUAUGCACCUGCAGGAAGAUUACGUGAAAGUAAAUCGACUUAAUCCUGACAUUAUUACACACUAAUCGUCUCUCCAGAGCUUUUUUUUUUGUGCCAAAAUGUUACCCAUUAACCCAUAAGAGAAAAGACUUAAGAGAAGAUAAUCAUACAAAUACCAGUGGGUAUCUGAGGAUUAUAAUACCAUAAUCACCUGUGUCACUCUCCCACUGUCAGCGUCAAAUUUAUACAGUCCCCUCAUUCUGCUGAGGAACCUCCCUAAGGACCCAUGGGAAUUUGGGAAUCACUGGAAAUUGUAAUCUUCCCUUUAUAUAUUCUAUGUGAGGGAAAAUACAUCAGUUUAAUCGCGCAGCUGACACUCAAUGUGUGGGAAAUACGUUAUUACUGUCAGAGGACACAAUUUACUGGGUGAUAAACUGCUAAAUGUUAAAAGGAUGGAGAUAAGAAGGGGAAAGGCUGACGUAAGGUGAUGGGGUUUUGAUGGUCGACGCUUGCGCGGGACACACUGACUGGAUGCAACCGUUGGAGGAGAUUAGGAAACUGCACCUAAAUCGGACCCCCCACCGCACGCCAUCUUGGCUCUAGCGCGACUCUAACGCACGAAUCUGGGCCCGCUUUUCCCGGGCCAUUUCGGCUCCAGUCGGACCAGUUUCCUGGACCAUAGAGGGAGGAGCCUGGCAUUUCUGGAAGUCGGAGGAACAGCCAGUCAAAGCCAGCCAGCAUCUGAGCCAGCGUAGGAACUGGAGCAACGGUGGACGGAGGGUCUGCUGUGGUGGAGUACGGUUUUAAUCCCAAUAUUAACGAGCGCAGACGGCGUAUGCCACCGAGUUAAGUCGUCGACAUGCACCCGAAGGUCUCCCGUCCGGGCUCGGGAAGCUGAAGCAUACUGCAGCCCGGUCACAUUACGUGUUCGGUGGGAUAAGCCAUCUGUGAUACACUGGGUGUGCACGGCGCAAUAACGGCGAGAGCCAACCGGUUAUUCCGUCGACAGCUAGCCAACCAUUUUCCAGAGCCCCGUUAGCUUGCGGUGAAGGGAGCCUCUUUGGUCGGUGCGGGGAGUCUCCGUGGAUGCUGUCGAGGGAGUCCUGUAUCUGGCAGUACCCAACAGUAAGAUUCAAACCCGAGGCAUGCAAAAGAGGGGUGUUUUUCUGCAAACGAGCGAGGAAAUCUCCACGCCCCGGGGUCUGGUCUGUGGUUACUGUUUAGCUAGCUCACCCUACCGGGGAGAGGAGCUCCAGUGAAGGUGGGGCCGCGGAGUCACAGCCUCGGACGCCAGCUAAUGUGGCUAGCCGGCUAACUUGGACUCUCGAGUGGCCACUGGUUUUUUUUUCUCCCGUCACUGACAUUAAGGAGGGGGGGGUGGGGGGUUUAAAUCACCAGGAGUGCGCUGUCUGGCACGAUAGGAAAACCACAUUCAGCGAGAAAACACGUUAUCAUUGAUCCCUCCGAAACCCGUGUGGGUGGGAUAUCUUGAGGAGAGCAUCCUCGUUUACCUGCAUGACCAUGGCGGACGACGACGUGCUGUUCGAGGAUGUCUACGAGCUGUGCGAGGUGAUUGGCAAGGGUCCUUUCAGCGUGGUGAGGCGAUGCAUCAACAGGGACACGGGCCAGCAGUUUGCUGUGAAGAUCGUGGAUGUGGCCAGCUUCACCUCCAGCCCCGGCCUCAGCACAGAAGAUCUGAAGCGGGAGGCCAGCAUCUGCCACAUGCUGAAACACCCCCACAUCGUGGAGCUGCUGGAGACCUAUAGCUCCGAUGGCAUGCUCUACAUGGUCUUUGAAUUCAUGGACGGGGCGGAUCUGUGUUUUGAAAUUGUGAAGAGAGCCGAUGCUGGCUUUGUGUACAGCGAAGCAGUUGCCAGCCACUAUAUGAGGCAGAUUUUGGAGGCACUUCGGUACUGCCACGACAACAAUGUGAUUCAUCGUGAUGUAAAGCCCCACUGUGUGCUGUUGGCCUCAAAGGAGAACUCUGCUCCAGUGAAGCUCGGAGGAUUUGGAGUGGCAAUACAGCUGGGAGAGUCUGGUUUAGUAGCUGGAGGUCGAGUCGGUACUCCCCACUUCAUGGCCCCGGAGGUAGUCAAGAGGGAGCCAUACGGCAAACCGGUGGAUGUGUGGGGAUGUGGAGUCAUCCUCUUCAUCCUUCUGUCUGGCUGCCUUCCUUUCUACGGCACCAAGGAGCGUUUGUUUGAGGCUAUCAUUAAGGGGAAAUACAAGAUGAACCCGCGCCAGUGGGCCCAUAUCUCAGAGAGCGCCAAGGAUCUGGUGAGACGUAUGCUGAUGCUGGACCCUGCUGAGAGAAUCACUGUCUACGAGGCCCUCAACCACCCUUGGCUGAAGGCAAGAUCUCAGUAUGCCUACAAGAUCCACCUGCCUGAAACAGUGGAGCAGCUGAGGAAGUUCAACGCCAGGAGGAAGCUGAAGGGUGCAGUGCUUGCUGCUGUUUCCAGCCACAAGUUUAAUUCCUACUAUGGCGACCCCCCAGAGGAGCUACAUGACUUCUCAGAUGACCCCACCUCCUCAGGGGCAGUAUCACAGGUUUUGGACAGUCUAGAGGAGAUUCAUGCAUUGACAGACUGCAGUGAGAAAGACAUGGACUUCCUCCACAGUGUCUUCCAGGAUCAGCACCUCCACACCCUGUUAGAUCUUUAUGACAAAAUCAACACCAGGUCAUCCCCUCAGAUCAGGAACCCUCCAAGUGAUGGAGUGCAGAGAGCCAAAGAGGUACUGGAAACUAUCUCGUGUUACCCAGAGAACAUGGAGGCCAAGGAGCUUAGGAGGAUCCUCACACAGCCACAUUUCAUGGCUCUGCUGCAGACCCACGAUGUGGUGGCCCACGAGGUCUACAGCGACGAGGCGCUGAGGGUGACCCCUCCACCCACUUCACCUUACCUGAACGGAGACUCCCCUGACAGCACCAACGGAGACAUGGACCUGGAGAACGUCACCAGGGUUCGCCUGGUCCAGUUUCAGAAGAACACUGAUGAGCCCAUGGGCAUUACUCUGAAAAUGAACGAACUCAACCACUGUAUCGUGGCCCGAAUCAUGCAUGGUGGAAUGAUUCAUCGACAAGGGACUCUGCAUGUAGGAGAUGAGAUCCGAGAGAUUAAUGGCAUCAGUGUUGCCAAUCAGACGGUAGAACAGCUCCAAAAGAUGCUGAGGGAGAUGAGGGGUAGCAUCACCUUCAAGAUUGUACCCAGUUACAGGUCCCAGUCCAUGUCCUGUGAGAAAGAGUCACCAGAUUUGUCCCGACAGUCACCUGCAAAUGGUCACGCUAGUGUCACUAGCUCCAUCCUGGACCUGCCGUCGACGAUCCAGCCCAAAGGCCGUCUGAUCUCCAGACCUGCUAUCAAGGACAAAUUGUCCAUCAAGAUUUAUGUACGUGCUCAGUUUGAGUAUGACCCGGCGAAAGACGACCUCAUCCCAUGUAAGGAGGCAGGCAUUCGCUUCCGGGUGGGUGACAUCAUUCAGAUCAUCUCCAAGGACGACCACAACUGGUGGCAGGGAAAGCUGGAGAACACCAAGAAUGGCACCGCAGGCCUCAUCCCCUCACCUGAGCUGCAGGAGUGGCGUGUGGCGUGUAUAGCAAUGGAGAAGACCAAACAGGAACAGCAGGCCAGUUGUACCUGGUUUGGUAAGAAGAAGAAACAGUACAAAGACAAGUACCUGGCCAAGCACAAUGCAGUGUUUGACCAACUAGACCUGGUGACUUAUGAGGAAGUGGUCAAACUGCCAUCGUUCAAGAGGAAAACACUGGUUUUGCUUGGUGCACAUGGAGUUGGUAGGAGGCACAUCAAGAACACGCUCAUUACCAAACAUCCUGACCGCUUUGCCUACCCCAUCCCUCACACAACUCGGCCUCCUAAGAAAGACGAGGAGAACGGAAAGAACUACUACUUCGUGUCUCACGACCAGAUGAUGCAGGACAUCAGCAACAACGACUACCUGGAGUACGGCAGCCAUGAGGAUGCCAUGUAUGGAACCAGGCUGGAGACUAUCAGGCAGAUCCAUGCACAGGGCAUGAUCUCCAUCCUGGAUGUUGAACCACAGGCACUAAAGAUCCUAAGGACAGCUGAGUUUGCGCCCUAUGUUGUCUUCAUCGCGGCUCCCAACAUCACCCCUGGCAUGACCGAGGAUGACUCUCUUCAGCGGCUUCAGAAGGAAUCAGAGAUGCUGCAGCGGACCUACGCUCACUACUUUGACCAGACCAUCAUCAACAACGAGAUUGAUGACACCAUCCGACUGCUGGAGGAGGCUGUAGACCUGGUGUCCACCACUGCUCAGUGGGUCCCCGUCUCCUGGGUCUACUGACAUACACUCAACGGCAAUUCGCUCAUCGCCCUGAACGAUCCAUCUCUGAUCCAACGCGGAUGCUAAACUUUGGUCAAAUCCCCUUGAAUCACGUCUCUCAUCGGAAUCAUACAUUUCUGUAGAUACACUGUUGUUGAAAAAGAGGGAAAUGAAGAAACUAAUGACUCACGACAGAGACUUCAUCCUGCCCCUACCCACUUUUUCUCAACAGCCUCAAAGGCAUAUUGUUGUGUACAUAUAUACAUAUAUAUAUAUAAACGAUAAAAAACUAAGUGAAUAUGGUUCUGUCCUUAUAUAGUGGAAGGGUGGGCAGUGGAGGGGCAGUGUGGUAGAUAUUUUGUACUUUUCUUUUGUAAUUGAUGGAUGGGUGGUAAUAUUGGAAAGGCAAUAGCGAGCAUGACCAUAAAGCAGUCUUAUGUGGGUGCCAGUGUGUGUGUUGACCUUUAAAGGCACUUCUUGUGGUACUCUGUGUCCUCCCCUCCAACAUCCCCCAAUCUCCUCGGCCCCUGUGACAAACAAGCCGAACUCUGAAGCACAUUAGAAGCUGCUAUAGUGGCAACAAGUAACUCCCUCAGCUCCAAAUGCAAGUUUGAGUGAAGCAAAAAGCACAGGAAACUUGGCAGUUUCUUUCUCCCUCACCCGCCCCCAGCCCUUUAUUUAUUUCACUGGCCCUCUGUGCCUGUCAGUCUGUUGAAGGAGCACACUGCAUCCCUCUACGCUGUCUUUCCGUGUGUUGCUGUAGCCUCUUGUACCAUGCUUCCCUUCUCAACCUCUGACGGUCUUUGUUUACAUCUCAGUUUGCACAAAAUGGACAAUGAAGAAGACGUGCUGCAUCCCGUCACCUCACAGUUUUCAUUUGGUCUUGCCUACUCUCUUCUGGCUGUGUUUACCCCUCUCCCUCUACGUGAAAUGCUAAUCAGUGGUCAAUGGAUCUGGAAUAUCGUUCUUAGGGCAUGACCAGCUAUGAAAAAGCACUUACAUCCACAACUAAACAUGGCUCCUGAGCUGGAAGACAAAAAAAGAGAAAAAAAAAUAAACUGAAAGGAGAAAAUAAACUGCCUUAUCAGAGCCUCGGGGAAGAAGUCGGUAACACCUAUGCACACCCCUGGUUUCUGCCAGGCAGACCGCCACGACAACCAUUUUCUUCUUUCCUCGCACUCAAACAGUGAGCCACACUUGUUAAAAUGAAAAGUGUUCAUAAGGAAUGCCUGUGUGGAAGGGGAGGGCCUCAUGUAGGUGGGAUUAAUCCAAUCCUAGAGCCACCAUUUUGGAACUGUUAACUGUUGUCUUUAAAAAUAUAAGGAGUAUUCUUGUUUUGAGGGAGAGAAAAAUAACUCUAAAUUUUGUGUGUAAAUGUUUCAAUGGUGCGUACGUCAUACGAGUGAAUUACCAAGAGCCAGUGUAUAUUAAUCCUUAAAAGAAGCUCAGUAUGUGACAUAACCUCUUCAUGCUUUACCAGAAGUGGCACAGCGCCACCCCGCCUACAGUAACUCAGUAUACAGACAGUUGAAGGGUCUUUAAAAAAAAUUAAAUACAAUUUAAAAAAAGUCAAUAUUUUCAGCUGUGUGGUGUGGCUGCUGCUGUUCCACUUCAAGUAAAGUGUUUUCAUUUCAAGUCCUGUGUAAAUUACCUCUGCAAAUGACAAAAGCAGCUCUUCUGUAUGAAAUGUUGUUCUUUUUUGUUAUUUCAUUUUUAAAAAAAAUAUAUUUCCUUUUACGUGUUUAAAGUAAACUGCCUCGUCUUC
Messenger RNA from Morone saxatilis (striped sea-bass), 7677 nucleotides. RefSeq names its product peripheral plasma membrane protein CASK-like. Gene Ontology annotation, biological process: protein phosphorylation; regulation of neurotransmitter secretion. Gene Ontology annotation, cellular component: basolateral plasma membrane; plasma membrane; cell-cell junction. Gene Ontology annotation, molecular function: protein kinase activity; ATP binding; signaling receptor binding. The coding region runs from base 3126 to 5933 and encodes 935 amino acids. The record is from RefSeq and is a predicted model, not a curated record. Lineage: Eukaryota; Metazoa; Chordata; Actinopteri; Moronidae. The transcript is spliced from 28 exons.